Penicillium brevicompactum is the source of this 1332-nucleotide messenger RNA. RefSeq lists its product as uncharacterized. NCBI's taxonomy places the organism in Eukaryota, Fungi, Ascomycota, Eurotiomycetes, Eurotiales, Aspergillaceae. The record is from RefSeq and is a predicted model, not a curated record. The coding region runs from base 1 to 1332 and encodes 443 amino acids. The transcript has a single exon.
AUGGCUCUAGCCACACUGUCAACAGAAAUCCUGUUGACAAUCCUAGAAUGUCUCUCCCCGCUAGAUAUUCUCUGUGCUGUUCAAGCUUCAUCCCUUCUAUACCGUGUCUUCGCCGCCUACAAAAACCAUCUUCUUCGACAUACACUUUGUGAAUCCAUCCACCCAUCAUGCCGAGCAGACCUUUAUACCGCGCUGGACGCCCAAAGGAUCCCCAAGUCACUCAAAGCCAAAGAGCCCAUCGGCAAAGUCAAGAUGGAAUGUUUCUCGUUGUUCUCCGGCGACCGAAAUCGCCGCCGCCAGAAUCAUGAUGAGUUCAAAAUAGACAAUGCCGAAUUGGACACGCUUUUCUACCUACAAGCCGACAUCGAACGCCUAAUCGAUAUCUAUUGUCACUGGUCCUUGGGUAACCUAUCUUCACAUCAAGAGACACCCGCUCAGUUCCACAUCACGACCUCGUACCCACGGUCGAACCUAUCGCCCACCGAAAUGGGCCGUCUCCAACGAGCCUUCUACCGAUGCGAAGUAUACACGAGAUUUCAGCGGGUAUUAAGUCUCCUCGACAAGGCAUCUGUUUUGAACUUCUCGCAGAUCGUUCUGUGCUUCGUUUCGCAAUUCACGCUUUAUGAAUUCGAGGAGUUUGUCUGCGUUCAACAAUUCCUCGCUCAGUUCAUCAGAUCACUUGUUGAGAAAGUGGAAGAUGAUUUCUUUUCUCAUCUCCCCUCUCAAUCUACCGGCGCCGGCGCCAAGCAGAGCAAUAUAGGUCAUGUUCUUGACGACUCCGGUCUCUCCUUGUUCACCAAGUCGUACCGAGACAAUCACCACUCCAGCCACGUGAAAUACCUCAUAUCUUGUGGCUUAUCCAAUAUUCUGCACCUGGGCAUGUUGGAGCCCCGGGAGCUCAAACGUGCCAUGCUCAGAUCAUAUGCAGAGUCUCGGGGAUUCGCUGGCUCUGAGUUCUUUUCUCAGGGGGCUCUUGAUCUGCAAUCUUGCAGCGAGAAGCAGAGGCAGGUUCUUCUUCAUGGAAAGCUGGUUGAUAUUCCUCGUGAUACACUUCAUAGCCCAAACCUGGGCUGGGAAUGGGGUACUAGCUUCCAGAACUAUGUCAAAUCUGACAGUGCAGCUUUGCUUGAUUUACGAAAUCGAGGGUAUGUCUUUUGGGAUAGGAAGAGGCUACAAGAUUCGGGUAUGGUUGAUGUGCCGUUUGUCGUUGCUGUAGGAGCAAAUUACUUCCCAGCGGGCUAUCAUGGUCCUUUUGUGAGACCUAGUGUUGAGGAAAGGCUUGAUGGAUCAGAACUUGAUACAAUGAGUUUAAAGAAGUGGAAGAAUCUAUAA